This is a messenger RNA of Paramecium pentaurelia, 1016 nucleotides long. The record is from the annotation of a GenBank genome assembly. Lineage: Eukaryota; Ciliophora; Oligohymenophorea; Peniculida; Parameciidae.
AUGAAUUAAGAGAUUAUACAUUUAGAGGAAUUGAAACAUGUUGAAAUUUAAUUGAUGUAAUAGGUAUAUGAAUAGAAAGUAAUGAUAAUUGAGUAAUGAAUUUAGAUCAAUUAUUUAAAUACAAAGUUAUAAUUAUUGACAAAGGAAAUGAAUAAGAAAGAUUAAGAGAUUAUGAGAAUUGGUUAAUAAAAUUAAGAUGUAAAUAAGAUAAAGAUAGAGUAGAGUUAGAUGGAUUUAGAAGCUGAGAAACAAUAUUAGAAGGAGUAUUUGAAUACUUUAUAUUUGGAGAAGGAUUUGGAAGUGGACAAAUUAAAGAAUUAAUAUAGUAAAGAUGUUUAGAAUUGUCAGAUUUUAUUGGGUAAUAGGGAUAAGAUAAUAGAGGAGUUAAGUAGUGAAUUACAAUAACAUAGAUAGAAAUCUUUAAAGUAUAUGGACAAUUAGAAAAUUUAAUGUUUAUCAUAAAUUCUUGAUUUGUCUAGUGAAUUAUAAUUAUUAUUAUGAUUAUGACUCUAUAAAAAAUUAAAUUUUAUAUAAAUCUAUUUUGAAUUCUAGUAAAUAUGUAAGUAUUAAAUAAUACAAAAUGAAUCAAAGAGAAUAAUAGUAAUUCAAUAAUAAUUAGGUGAGAGUAUAAGAAAUAAAAAAAAAGAUUCAAAAGCCUUAAUUCCAAUAACUUUACUCCUCUACAUAUUUGAGAGAAGGUAUUAUUUCAUAGAAUCUCAAUUUUAUGAACUUAAAAUUUAUGCCAUUUCAUUAAUGGUUUACCAAAAAUUAAAAAGUAAUUAAACCAAAAAAUUGGUUUGAUGACAUACCUAUUUUGGUAGGAGUGGAUGAAAUUAAAGAGUCAGAGUAAAUAUAUUAUAAGCAAAAGUAGAAUAUGCUCUAUAUGUUUAUAAGAGAUUAAUGAAGGAAAAUUAAUUAAAAUCCUAAAAUGCAAUCAUUAUUUCCAUGAUGAUUGUAUAAAGGAAUGGGUUUUAAGAAAAGCAGAGUGUCCUACUUGUAGAGACAAUAUUCAUUGA